AUGUAUGGAGGCACCCACGGCAAGAUAGACUUGGCAAUUGAAUACCAAGCACAGAUACCCAUAUUGAGGCCAAGCAUUCGUGCAAGACGGGCGAAUAUAACGGUGAAAUUCCAAGAUCUGUAUGGUUUCACAGUGGAGGGCAAUGUUGAUGAUGUCAAUGUGUUGAAUGAGGUGAGAGAGAAGGUGAGGGAACAAGGCAGGGUAUGGUGGUCAUUAGAGGCUAGCAAAGGUGUAAAUUGGUAUUUGCAAACUCAGUCCUCCACAACCCUCAAAUUCUCUGUUUUGGUCAAUGGUAUAACGCUCAAGAGGCUCAUUAGGAAGGGUAUCCCACCAAGCUUGAGGCCUAAGGUCUGGUUUUCCUUAUCCGGAGCUGCCAAGAAGAAGUCCACCGUUCCCGAGAGCUAUUACAAAGACUUGACCAGCGCAGUCCAGGAUAAGGUCACCCCGGCCACGAAGCAGAUUGAUCAUGACCUGCCGCGAACUUUCCCGGGUCACCCCUGGUUGGACACUCCCGAAGGUCAUGCUACUCUUAGGCGUGUUCUUGUUGGGUAUUCAUUCCGUGAUUCUGAUGUUGGUUAUUGUCAGGGUUUAAAUUAUGUUGCAGCAUUGUUAUUGCUAGUGAUGAAAACAGAAGAAGAUGCUUUCUGGAUGCUUGCUGUUCUCUUAGAAGAUGUGCUAGUUAAUGAUUGUUAUACAAAUAACUUAUCUGGAUGCCAUGUUGAACAAAGAGUGUUUAAAGAUCUGCUGACCAAAAAGUGUCCAAGGAUAGCUGCUCAUUUGGAAGCUAUGGAGUUUGAUGUUUCUCUUGUUUGCACGGAGUGGUUUUUAUGUCUAUUCUCUAAAAGCUUGCCAUCAGAGACGACCCUGCGGGUAUGGGAUGUUCUUUUCUAUGAAGGGGCCAAGGCUCUGUUUAACGUAGCAUUAGCAAUUUUCAAGAUGAAUGAAGAAGAGUUGCUUAUGGCCCACCAUAUUGGUGAUGUGAUUAAUAUUAUACAGAGAACCACUCAUCAUCUUUUUGAUCCUGAUGAAUUAUUAACGGUUGCCUUCGAUAAGAUUGGGUUUAUGACAACUACAACAAUAUCAAAAGAAAGGAAGAAGCAGGAACCAGCAGUGCUGGCAGAGCUUGAUCAGAGAUUAAGACGGCUAAAUUCCGUAAAUGAGGAUGACAAAUAA
Molecule: messenger RNA, 1173 nt
Organism: Fraxinus pennsylvanica
Lineage: Eukaryota; Viridiplantae; Streptophyta; Magnoliopsida; Lamiales; Oleaceae
Source: the annotation of a GenBank genome assembly